Messenger RNA from Alternaria incomplexa, 810 nucleotides. RefSeq lists its product as uncharacterized. Lineage: Eukaryota; Fungi; Ascomycota; Dothideomycetes; Pleosporales; Pleosporaceae. The coding region runs from base 1 to 810 and encodes 269 amino acids. The transcript has 2 exons. The record is from RefSeq and is a predicted model, not a curated record.
AUGCGCGAUGUCACUGGCGCUUACAAGGUCAUGUUAAGGGAUGGAAACUCUGUAGCUGAGCUUGUCCUUAAGGAGCUUGGGGCUGUCUCCUACAAGCGAAACAAGGUACUGAAGAAGAUCCGCAGGAGUAUACGGAACACUAUACUGGAAGAGCCUGCCCAAGAGAUGCGAUCUUUGCCGAACAUCUCCACCAAGUCAACAACUACAGGAGUGACCGCCGGUAAAGAUGGCGCACGAAAAUCGAUCCGCAAACAGGCCAAAGAUGCCCAGACCGAGCUCAAGGGUCUCCACUGUGAGCGCACGAGCGCUCUCGAGGCCUUGAAGCGGCGCAACGAACAGAAUGAGAUAACGGAGCUGGGUGUUGAUCAGGAAGAGGAUCUAGACGUGAAUUCGCUCGAGGAAAAUGACGGCAAGCAACACCCACGGGGUGAGCCGUUGCAUUGGCAGGAUUUACUAAAGGAGGACAUGAAAGUGAACAUUCCUGAUGGGGUUGAGGAAUGCGAUGCAGCUACGAACGAAGUACGUGUAGCAUUCCUGAGGGCAUUCGUCGCGCAUACAAGUCAGGCCAUCUCUGGGUUGAAGUGUUGGCUCUGCCAGUUCGAUCAAAUGAUGUCGCAGGGCGCUAAAGACAAGAAAUGGAACCUUGCGAAACUCGAGAAAUAUGUAAAGGGGAAGGUACACAUGCGCCGCGAGCAGGUUUAUAAGGUCGUUCAACGAGUUGAAGAUUGCCGGAUGCACAGGGAGCGCGUCAUGUCCCUUGUUCCCAAACUGGUCGUACCAGACCGCAGCCGGGUGGCUGGUUCACCUUGA